This is a messenger RNA of Papilio machaon (common yellow swallowtail), 1333 nucleotides long. Its product is annotated as fez family zinc finger protein 1. NCBI's taxonomy places the organism in Eukaryota, Metazoa, Arthropoda, Insecta, Lepidoptera, Papilionidae. The record is from RefSeq and is a predicted model, not a curated record. The transcript has 2 exons. Gene Ontology annotation, cellular component: nucleus. Bases 173 to 1333 code for a protein of 386 amino acids.
CUCACUUGCUGGUGACACUGCUGCACACCUGCGGCUGAGAGGUGAACAUCGGGCGACGGUGACCAUCAGGAGACGGUGACAGCCGAACCUUGGACAGUGGUGGUCGCGGCCAGUGACAUGGAAAAAAGUGUUUAAUUCGACAAGUGUGGUUUGAAUCAGGUGAACAGCAGCUAUGCAGCCGUUCCCGUGUGCCGGCCGCCCGGACGGCCCGCGCGAGUCCUCGCCUGAGCGCGCCUGCUCGCCCGACACCCCCGCGCCUCCCGCGCCCCCAGCACCCGCCGCACCAGUCCUGAACUUCUCUAUCGCACGGCUCAUGGAGCCCGACCGGAGGAAGUGCGCCUCGCCGGAGCCCCCGCCCGCGCCCCACUUCCUGUCAUACGGCGCACAGCUGCUGGACUCCGCCUUCAAACAGUACAUCCCCGCGGCGCGCCGCCAGCUCGCUGCGCACUACCCGUUGCUGUACUACGGGCCCGAUCUCGUGUCUCUCACGUACGCACAUCAGCUGCAGCUGCCGCGCCCGCCGCCCGCGCCCGCUCGCCGCCCGCCCAGCCCGCGAGCCGCGCCUGACCACGCCGUCUCCUCCACCACGGGCCCCGCGCCCUCACCCUCGCCUGCCAAAAGCAAGAGCUUCGCGUGCGGCGACUGCGGCAAGGUGUUCAACGCUCACUACAACCUGACGCGGCACAUGCCCGUGCACACCGGCGCGCGCCCUUUCGUCUGCAAGGUGUGCGGCAAAGGUUUCCGGCAGGCCUCCACGCUCUGUCGGCACAAGAUCAUCCACACCUCAGAGAAACCCCACAAAUGCCUCACGUGCGGCAAGGCGUUUAACCGCUCCUCCACGUUAAAUACGCACGCGCGCAUCCACGCCGGCUACAAACCCUUCGUCUGCGAGUUUUGCGGUAAGGGCUUCCACCAGAAGGGCAACUACAAGAACCACCGGCUGACGCACAGCGGCGAGAAAGCGUACAAGUGCAACAUCUGCAAUAAAGCCUUCCACCAGAUCUACAACCUGACAUUCCACAUGCACACUCACAACGAGCGCAAGCCCUUCACGUGCAGCAUUUGCGCCAAAGGUUUCUGCCGCAAUUUCGACCUGAAAAAGCACACGCGUAAGCUGCACCUGGGGGCGACGGGCACGCACAACGACUCCUCGCUUGACACGCAGGACGAGUCCACGCAGGAGGCGGCAGCCAGUCCUUCACGCGGUGAGGCGGGCGGCACUGGGGGCGCGGGCGAAGCGGGGCGGGAGGGCAGCGCGGCCUUCAGGCCUUUCUUGGGCGCCGGGUACCCGCCACUGUUGCAGCCCGCCGGGUUCUUUUCCAAGCUGUUGUGA